This is a messenger RNA of Monopterus albus (swamp eel), 325 nucleotides long. RefSeq names its product cytochrome P450 2H1-like. The record is from RefSeq and is a predicted model, not a curated record. Gene Ontology annotation, biological process: xenobiotic metabolic process. The annotation marks the transcript as partial. The transcript is spliced from 2 exons. Gene Ontology annotation, cellular component: intracellular membrane-bounded organelle; cytoplasm. NCBI's taxonomy places the organism in Eukaryota, Metazoa, Chordata, Actinopteri, Synbranchiformes, Synbranchidae. Gene Ontology annotation, molecular function: iron ion binding; heme binding; oxidoreductase activity, acting on paired donors, with incorporation or reduction of molecular oxygen, reduced flavin or flavoprotein as one donor, and incorporation of one atom of oxygen.
UGUCUUGUCCAGUUCAGUGAAACCUAUGGUCCUGUGAUAACAUUGUACCUGGGGUGGCAGCGGACGGUUGUUCUGGUAGGAUAUGAUGCAGUGAAGGAGGCACUGGUGGACCAGGCAGACGACUUCACAGGCAGAGGGCCACUACCGUUCCUGCUCAAAGUUACCAAGGGCUACGGGCUGGGGAUCAGUAAUGGGGAGCGCUGGCGCCAGCUGCGACGUUUCACUCUGACAACCCUAAGAGACUUUGGGAUGGGACGCAAGGGGAUGGAGGAGUGGAUCCAAGAAGAGAGCAAACACAUGAGGGCACGCAUUGAUACAUUCAAAG